Messenger RNA from Crotalus tigris (Tiger rattlesnake), 9273 nucleotides. It is a transcript of the gene ASPM, whose product is annotated as assembly factor for spindle microtubules. Lineage: Eukaryota; Metazoa; Chordata; Lepidosauria; Squamata; Viperidae. The transcript is spliced from 24 exons. The coding region runs from base 815 to 8344 and encodes 2509 amino acids. The record is from RefSeq and is a predicted model, not a curated record. Gene Ontology annotation, molecular function: protein binding.
UGGAGCUGCGCGCCCGAACAUGCUCGCCCGCCCUUUGCGCGGUCCGGGGACCCCGAUUUAUGCUAACGAGUUACUGGUUUCUUUUCUGUUAAAUUACAGUAAAUUGGCCUUAUGGUUAUUUUGACAAGAUAAGUAAUGGUUUCUAUUAUAUAGUCCCAGAAAUAAACUUCUUUUGAUAAACUUUUCAAAGAGAACCAACAGUUUAAAAAAGGGAGGGGCCAAACAGAUCUGAGCACUGAUUCCAAAUUAUCAGGAAAAUUUUGGGAGGCUUUCAAGAAAAGAUCUUUUCUAGAUGCUCUUCGCUGGCAAUUUACAAACUAGAGAAAAACCUUUCCGAACUUAAUUUCGUGUUUAUGCUGCAGCGGAGCACCGAACCGGAUCCCUGGCUGAGUAGAAGGCGGACUUGAGCGGAAUAAACAACCGAAAGACAACUCAUUUUCUCAAGAGGCGGUUUUAAAUUGAGCGCUCGCUUUGUUAUUGGUGCACAACCUGAAGAGUUCAUGGCAUUGAUCGGGGAGAGAGCCUUGAAACCAUGGUUAAAAAAAAAACAACACACAAAAAAAAACAAGCGGCUCAAGCGAUUGGUCGAAUCUUUGUUCAGAGCCGCUUGACGAUUGGAGGAAAAAAUCUUAUGCGCGAACUGGUUGUGUUCUGUAAACCCCCUUUGAUUGGCGGAGGCUGCGAGUUUUGAAUUCUCGAGCGGCGGUUACGAGUCUCAUUUUUGGAAGGAAUUUUUGUAUUGCUCGCCGAUGGGCGAAGGUGUUGCUGGUGUCAAGAGGAGAGGUAGAUGAAGAUCGUUUUCCCGUAGGCCGCUAUGGCGGAAAGAAAGCAGGGCAUUGGACCAGCCGGGCUUCAGGAACCGUGCUCUCCGGAGCGGAGCAGUCGCUGGGCUGCCUCACCCGGCUGCGAAGAUGGAAACGACGCCGUGUUGUCACUCAGCCACUUCUCCCGGCCGCCCUUCCUCAGUUUCGGCUCGGUCCGCGUCGGUACUUCGUGCGUUCGCCGUCUGGCCGUGGAGAACCCCAACGCGGAGCCUGUCCACGGGGCCGUCUACCGCCCGCCGCCCGCCUCCAAAGGCUUCACGGUGGAGCAGGACAGUUUCCUCCUUCAGCCUGGAGAGAGGAUCUAUAUAUUAAUAACAUGGACACCACUAGAAGGCGGCAAAGUUCGAGAGCUCAUAACUUUAAUUAUAAAUGAUGUUGUAAAACAUCGAGCAGUUUUGCUGGGAAAUGCUGAGCAGCCUAUAACAAAGAAGAAAAAUCUGUGGGAUACUAUUAAAAGAAGAAUUCCUGUACAAUCACGAAAAAGAGUGCCAGUCAUUAAAAGUAUUAAUAAAACUUUUCAGAUGUCUGAACAAACAGAGAAAAAUAGAAGCCCUCUUCAGUCCUGUGAGAAUCUGGAAGUGAGCUCAAACAGAAUUUCACCUAAUGGAAAUUCCUUAGUCAUUUCAGAACAUAAGCUUUCUAUUUCCCCUAUUAAUCCCAUCAGUCAGAAAAACCAACAUGUCAUUUAUACUCCCCUAUCAUCUACGUAUUCUGUUCCAGAAGCACCAGCAUGUCAUAAGUUAUUAAACAAUAUAACAGAAACCCCUACUGUUACAACUCUAUAUGACAAUGUUUUGGAAAAAAAGAAAGUACACCAAGAUAAUGUUAUUAACUCAGCAGAAAUAAAUGCAAGUUCUGUCUAUACACCAGAACAAUUGAAUAUAUCUUUGAAUCGUAGGAAGAUUUUAAGUCCUGAUUCUUUUAUAAACAAUAGUUACGAAGUUACGGAAGAACUUGAUGCAGCUACAGCAAUGCCUAUUCUUUCACCUGAUCAGUUUUUAAGAGAGAAUCAAAUAGUUACUCAGCCAAACCCAGAAUGCAAACCAGUGUCCUUUACUUCAGAUGUGAAAUCAUGUAUAUCAACAGCAAAAUUUUCAAAACAGAAAGAAAAGAUACAAGUUUCAUUUUUCAUCGAACCUCAACUUUCCACCAAAGCUCCCAUUGAUACAAAUGAAAGAAAUCCUACGACAUGUUCUUAUGAUAAGAUUGAACAAAAUGUCAGAUCCAAAACAAGUAAUCAAGCUCACUGCCUUCAGAACAAAAAAAGGCCUUUGCUUUCUAGCACUGUUACCAAAACUAAACCCAAUCCUGAGGGAAAAGAAACAAAGAUGUUAAAACUAAAAUCUAAAAAAAGUCUUUCUAAUGCAAUAGAGCAUUGUAUGGACAUUAUCCCUAGAGCUGCAAACCUGGACACAUUGCCAAGACUUCCAGUUAUAGAAAGUGUUUCAAAUGAAACUAAGUGUAUCAAAGAUAAAGCUAGUUUCAUUUAUUUGGAAUCAUCUUCUCAUAAUCGUAAAAGAAAAAGUGGAGAAUAUUUAGAGGAUGUUAAGAAUGGAAGAGAAGAAUAUGCAGAAAAUUUAGGAAGAAAAAGAACUCUGAAGUCCUGUGAUGAAAAUGGAAGCAAGAGUGAUUUGAAAUGCUCAGUUUCCAAAUCUCAGAAUGGAGAUAAGCAAAAGACGAGAAGUGGUUCUGCAUCUCAAAAAUCUAAGAAUUUUAAAAGAACAAAAAAUAUUGUUCCUGUUGCACAGUCUCAGCUGACUUUUGUGAAGCCUUUAAAAACAGAUAUUCCUAGGCAUCCAAUGCCUUUUGCGGCAAAGAAUAUGUUUUAUGAUGAGCAGUGGAAAGAAAAACAACAACGAGGUUUUACAUGGUGGUUGAAUUUUGUACUUACUCCUGAUGACUUUACUCUGAAAACAGACAUUUCACAAGUUAAUACAUCAUGUCUCAUCCUGGGAACAGAAACUUAUAAAUCUAGUGUUCCUAAAGCACCAACAAAAGAAGAAGCAUCGUUAAGAGCAUAUACAACUCGAUGCAAAUUAAACAAACUUCGUAGGUCAGCUUGCCGUUUGUUCACCUGUGAGGAAAUGGUGAAAGCAAUAAAAAGGCUGGAGAUUGAGAUUGAAGCAAAACGCUUGCUAGUUCGAAAAGACCGACACCUUUGGAAGGAUAUUGGAGAACGACAGAAAAUCCUCAGCUGGAUUUUAUGUUACAAUCCACUAUGGUUGCGCAUAGGCCUAGAAACAAUCUUUGGUGAACUGAUUGCUUUGGAAAGUAACAGUGAUGUAAUGAGUUUAGCAGUAUUUAUACUUAAUCGCUUGUUGUGGAACCCAGAUAUUGCAGCUGAAUACAGACACCCAACUGUGCCUCACCUUUAUCGAGACGGUCAUGAAGAGGCAUUGUCCAAAUUUACACUGAAAAAACUUCUACUACUGGUUUGCUUCCUUGAUCGUGCCAAAGUGUCUCGAAUUAUUGAACACGACCCUUGCUUAUUCUUCAAAAAUGCAGAAUUUAAGUCUAGUAAAGAAAUAUUACUAGCAUUUUCCCGGGACUUUUUAAGUGGAGAAGGUGAUCUUUCACGUCACCUUGGCUUCUUGGGUUUCCCUGUUAGCCACGUACAGACUCCGCUUGAUGAAUUUGACUUUGCAGUUACAAAUCUAGCUACAGACUUACAAUGUGGCAUUCGUCUUGUGAGAACUUUAGAACUGCUGUCAUCAGAGUGGACUCUUUCCAAAAAAUUAAGAGUGCCUGCAAUCAGCAGACUUCAGAAGAUGCAUAAUGUUAAACUUGCUUUUGAGGUAUUGAAUGAUUAUGGAAUUCAGUUGAAAGAUGAACAUGGUUCAACCAUUGACACAAAGGACAUUGUAGAUCGACAUAGAGAGAAAACGUUUGCUUUGUUAUGGAAAAUAGUGUUCGCUUUUCAGGUGAAUAUUUCUCUUGACGUGGAUCAGCUAAAAGCAGAAAUUGCUUUCUUAAAAAAAUUGCAAGUUACAAAAUUAAAAAGACCUGAUCUGGAAUCUGUCAGCAACAUGGGAAAUGACAUCAGCAGGUCUUAUUCGUAUGACAGCUAUGGUGACAAUGUAAAACUGCUGAUGGAUUGGGUGAAUGUUGUCUGUGGAUUUUACAACAUUAAGGUGGAAAAUUUCACAGUGUCCUUUUCAGAUGGAAGAGUAUUAUGUUAUUUGAUUCAUCAUUAUCACCCAUGUUAUGUGCCUUUGGAGGCUGUAUGUAAACGCACUACUCAAACAGUAGAAUGUACCAGAAAUGGCACUCUUGGGCUGAAUUCCUCUUCUGAGUCUGAUGCUUCUCUAAAUCUAAUAAAUGAAACUUUUGAUCAAACUAUUAGUACUUCAGUGCUUUAUAAAGAACUUCUUGACAAUGAAAAGAGGAAUUUUCAACUGAUCAAUGCUGCAGUUUCUGAUCUGGGAGGUAUUCCAGCUAUGAUUCAGUAUUCAGACAUGUCUAAUACAAUACCUGAUGAGAAGGUAGUCAUUACUUAUGUGUCAUUUCUGUGUUCAAGACUUAUAAGUCUUUCUAAAGAGAUUCGAGCAGCUCUGUUGAUUCAAUCUGCUUGGAGAAAAUACAGAUUGAAAAUAAAACUUGCUGAGACCAGGAAGCAAACAUCUAAUGCAGUAGUUGUAAUUCAAAAGCACUGGAGAAGAUAUUUGGCUGUACUGGAACUUCAGAAAUUAAAAAAAGCAACGCAAGAAGAAACUGAAAGAAUUGCAAUGCAGAGAUGGCAAGAGGCUGUAAUUGUCCUUCAAGCUUGGUACAGAAUGAAGAGAGAGAGGCGGCGGUUUUUAAAGAUGUCUGGAGCUGCAUCUGUCAUUCAAAUACACUAUCGUGCACAUAGAGAACAAAUGUUUCAGAGACAGAGGUUUUUGCAAAUCCAAAAGGCAACUUUGUGUUUGCAAGCAGGCUACAGGGGUUUUAAAAUUCGAAGAAUGCUAAGACACCAACACAUGGCUGCUACAAAAAUCCAGGCUAUGUACAGGGCUCAUGCUGCUAGAAUGAAAUAUCAAAGUUUGAUUCAAGCGUCCAUCGUGAUUCAAAGAUGGUACAGGACUUCUAAAAGUGGAUCCAAAAUAAGAAAAAAAUUUCAGAAAACAAAGGCAGCUGUGAUUUCCUUACAGGCAGUUUUGCGUGGUCAGCAAGUGAGAAAAUGGCUUCAGAGGCAACAUGUUGCUGCAAUUACUAUACAGUCUGCCUACAGAAAAUAUAAAGCUAUGAAAAGAUUCAGAAUGGUGAGACAUGCUGCUCUUACUAUACAGCAGCAUUAUCGGGCUCACAUCUCAAGUAAAAAACAGCAACAGGAAUAUAUUGUUCUUCGCAACAGCACCCUGUUAUUCCAGGCAACUUGGAGAGGAACUAUUGUGAGGAAGCAAAUAGAAAGACAGCAUCAGGCUGCAGUGACUAUUCAGUCCUAUUACAGGAUGCAUGAGAAUCAAGUUAAGUUUAAAUAUCUCAGGGAUGCUGCAGUUACAAUUCAGAGAUGGUAUCGUGCUAUUAUGCAAGUCCGUAAUGCACAACAAAAAUAUCUUGCUUUAAAGGAAGCAGCUGUUAAAAUGCAGGCAAUUUACCGAGGUUUGAGAGAAAGGCGAAAAAUCCAGCGCAUGAACCAAGCAGCUAUUUGUAUCCAAGCCAUGUUUAAAAUGCAUCGGAGUAAUGUUCAAUAUAGGGCCCUGAAAAGGUCAGCUACUAUAAUUCAAGCACGAUACAGAGCUUUCUGCAGAGGCCAGAAAGAUCGGAAAAAAUAUCUGGCACUUAGAAAGUCAUCUCUUAUUCUUCAAGCAGCCUACAGAGGCAUGAAAAUUAGACAGGAAUUGAGAAGUAGGCACCAGUGCAUACUAGUUAUUCAGUCAUAUUAUCGAAUGUACAGAGAACGGAAAGCUUAUUUAAAGUUAGUUGCAGCAACAAAAGUGAUUCAGCGUUGGUAUCGUGCUUCCAGAGAUAAAAAUGCUCAGAUACAAAUGCUCAGAUACAAAUACAAAAUGAUGAAGAUUUCUGCUCUCCAAAUCCAGGCUGCUUUCCGAGGUAUGAAAAUUAGAGUCCUUUUAAAAAAGAUGCACAUGGCUGCCAUCAUCAUUCAAAGAAAUGUUAAAGCUUUUGUUCAGAGGCGUAAAUUUAUUUUUCUUAAAUCAGCCGUUGUGACAAUUCAGAGAAGGUAUCGAGCAAAACGGCAACGCGAGAAGUUCCUUCAUUUACGCAGAGCCGUGAUUGUAAUACAGUCUACCAUCAGAGGCCUGCUUGUUAGGAGAUACGUAAAGCAAAUGCAUCUGGCUGCUGCAGUUAUCCAGGCAACCUUUCGGAUGCACAUAGCCUACACUCAAUACAGAACUGUGAAGUCUGCUUGUGUUGUAAUACAGCAACAUUGUAGGGCAUACCGAAAAGGCAAGCAAGCCAGAGCUUUGUACUUAAAGCAGCGUCGCUCUGCUUUAAUUCUUCAGGCAGCUUACAGAGGAAUGAAAGUGAGGCAUGUGUUAAAGAAAAAACACGAAGCUGCAGUAGUCAUACAAAGUAACUAUAGAAAACACAGGCAAUGGAAGUCCUACAGAAAUAUUCAGUGGGCAGUCAGACUCAUCCAGGAGAGAGUCAGAGCCAACCAAGAGAGCAAAAUUGCAGUCCAGCAAUAUUCUUCCAUCAAGAAAGCUGCCAUCUGCAUUCAGAAAGCUUUUCGCAGGAUGAAGGCAAGAAACCAAAAAAGGCAGGAAGCUGCUAUCUUGCUUCAGCGGAACUUUAAAAUGCAAAGAGCACAUAAAAAUUACAUUACCUUAAAAGCGGCUGCUAUAUCUCUUCAGAGAAGGUAUAGGGCAUUGUUUGUGAUGAGAAGACAAGCUAAAGAAUAUGCUUCUGUUCGUGCAAAAAUUAUUUGUGUGCAGUCUUUCUAUAGAGGUUUUAAAAUACGGAAAGAAGUCAAACGCCAGCAUUUAGCAGCAACAGUCAUUCAGGCAACAUUUAGAAUGUAUAAAGUUAAACUAGCUUAUCAGAAACUGAGAUAUGCUACUGUUACCAUGCAGAAGUACUAUCGAUCAAAGGAAAAACAUCAAAAUACACAUCAGACAAUUCAGAAAUCUAUAAUAAAUCAGGUCACUUGCAGAGGAACAAAAAUACAGCCAGAACUGGACACCAUGCAUGUUUCGGCAAUUAUCAUCCAAUCUGUUUAUCGGAUGUAUGUACAGCAAAAACAUUACAAAUUGAUAUGCUGGGCUGUGAUAAUUAUUCAAUCUGCCUAUCGUGGAAUGGUAGCACGCAAGAUAGCAAAGAAAAUGCAUGCAGCAAGAAACAGACAGUUGUGUCCUACAGCUGUGAAUUGUAGAACUGAAGCUAUUGAAUCAAAGAGUCAGCGCCAGACAAAUGAAGCCACAGAACAAUACCAGAAAUAUUGGAAAGCUGCAGUUUUGAUACAACAACAUUAUAGAUUUUACCUGACUACGAAACAUCAUUCAAUGGUUUAUUUACUAACACAUAAGAGUAUAAUUCUUUUGCAAGCUACAGUGAGAGGUUUCAUUGAACGACAAAGGUUUUCCAGAAUGAAAAGAAGUACGAUAAAAAUACAGAGAUGGUAUCGAGGAAACUGGCAAAGGAGGAAAUACCUGCAAUAUCGUAAGAAAAUUAUUAUAAUACAAAGAAUGGUGAGGAGAUGGAUUAGCCGCAGAACUAUAAAUACAGUUGGAAUUCCAAAAGACAUAAACCCUCAAAUUGUUAGCGCUGGAGUAACUAAGUUUCAGGCACUGUGGAGAGGAUAUUCUUGGAGAAAGAAGACUGAUACUCCAGAAACCAGAUCUCUGCGAGACAGUUUGAUCAUUGCCAAUAAAGAAAGUAAAGAAGAGAAGAAGCUGUGCAAUAGAACUUCAGUUGCUAUUGAUUAUCUUCUUAGAUAUAAACAUUUUUCUUACAUUCUGACAGCUCUAAAGGAUCUGGAGGUUGUAACUAGAUUGUCUCCUGUUUGCUGUGAAAAUAUGGCCCAAACUAAAGCAGUCUGCACUAUUUUUACUUUGAUACGGAGCUGCAAUAGAAGUGUCCCUAGCAUGGAUGUUAUUAAAUAUUCUGUCCAAGUCUUGCUUAAUUUAUCAAAGUAUGAAAGAACUACUGAUGCUGUUUAUUCGGUGGAAAAUUCAGUAGGAACAUUGUUGGAUUUACUUCAGAUGUACCGGGAAAGAGCUGGGGACAAAACUUCAGAAAAAAGUGGUAGUAUUUUUACCAAGACAUGUUGCUUAUUUGCUCAUCUCUCAAAGGACUCAAGAAGAGCUUCUGAGAUUCGAAACAAUCAUAAAGUAGUUGCUAGCCUUCGGAGAUUAUUUAAACUAACAGCCCGUAAACAUCAAAUGGAUGUCCAAAGAAUGCUUGCCAAACAAAAAUUAGAUGCCUACAUAAAUGGACAGAGCUCCAUUCCUGUAAAAGUAAAAAUAAUUUCAAGGCAGAGGCCAGAUUGGGAUUUAAGGAAAGAUAAUAUAAGAGAGAUUGUUGAUCCAUUGCAAGCCAUUGAGAUGGUAAUGAACACACUUGGAAUUUCUUGCAAUUAAAACAUGAAAGAGUUUAUCAUUAUGACAGUUUCAGAAAAAUUGGACUGGACUUCUUGUAUCUAUGUACACAUUAUGCAGCUGUUUUAUAAAGCUUGUUUAUCAAUGUUGGAACUCAACUGUCAGUUAAACUAAACUUUUUAUUGAUAUUUAUCUGAUGAAUUAAUAAAAUCUCAAAUGUUACUUUUAUAUAAUUUAGAGCUACUGUGUACAAUAUAAUAAGAUUAUUUUAUACAAUCAAACUGAAAGACUAAGGUUGUUAGUUAAUGUAAAGUGUAUAUCUUUUGCUUUAGAGAGAAAUUUGAAACAAAUACAGCUUAAUAGCAUAAAAUCAGCAUGUAAAAGUUGUUUAAGGCUGAGCGUUGCUCUAUGGGAAAUUGCAUUCUAAAGGACUGAACAAGGUUAUUGAAAGACAACACUAGAAAAAAAUAUUUUGCGCUAACUUAAGUUCUCAUAGUAUUACUUCCCUUAUACUGAAUAUUUUUUUCCUUGUGACACAUUAAAAAUAUUUUUUUACAUUUUGUUUUUACUUAAUAAAAUUAUUUUCUGGUUUACGAAUGGAAAAUAGCUUUUCUUUUUGAUCCCGACAAUGGACAAAUGGCUACAAAAGUUGAUGGAGUUAGCAGAGUUGGCUAAAUUGACUGCUUUGAUCAAAGAAAAAAAUGCAAAUACUUUUAUUUCUAUUUGGAAACUGCUUCUGGACUUUGUGCUUGAGGUGGAAAAAAAUGAAACUUUGAUUUUGGGUUUUACCAGUUAGACAGAAAUGGCUAGUUUAAACUAUUAUGUAAAAGUAAAAAAAUGAGACUUGAUGUUAAUGCCUUAUUCUAUGGAACCAAAGAGAGUCAGAAGUCAAUCCUUUUUUUUUUUUUUUACUUUUCUUUUCCCUUCCCUCCUCCCUAUUUUUCCUACUAUUUGCUUUUGUAUUUUUUGUA